Messenger RNA from Girardinichthys multiradiatus, 4275 nucleotides. RefSeq names its product serine/threonine kinase 24b (STE20 homolog, yeast) (gene stk24b). The coding region runs from base 757 to 2055 and encodes 432 amino acids. Gene Ontology annotation, biological process: protein phosphorylation. Lineage: Eukaryota; Metazoa; Chordata; Actinopteri; Cyprinodontiformes; Goodeidae. Gene Ontology annotation, molecular function: ATP binding; protein kinase activity. The transcript has 11 exons. The record is from RefSeq and is a predicted model, not a curated record.
GGAUGUUGCUGCUGAUCCGGAUCCGCCCAGCUCGGCGUCACGGCACCGACAAGAUGGCCGAGAUUACGGGUCGAAAGUGAGGGAGGAAACAAAAACAUCUGUGAGCUGCCCCGCCGUUGAAGACGCCAGAUUUUAAGCGGUGUUGAGGACUGGUCGGGACGGAGAUAAACGCUGGGUGCACCCCGGACUCCGGCUCUUGUUUUUGCCGGAUGUAAACACUGUGCGCUCCGCGGCGGCGCGCGCAAGGACCGUUUAUCGGGUCUUUUGGGAGCUAACCUGCUAACCAUGUUUGCUAGCUGACAGCAUCGUUACCGAGACGUUGUGCGAUCACAAAGUGAGACUUAGGCUUAUUCCAAUAUUAAUAGCUGUUCCUUCUAAAUAAGCUAUUGGAGAUCGGGUUAGUUAUAGCGGCUCAACUUUCUAAAGUGAUAAAUUGGAUUUAACGCUUAGCAAGUUGGUUAGCAUGCUCACAUUGCGGAUUUCUUGUUUGCAGCUUCACAGCUAGCAUCAGCGUUAGCAAACGUCAGUUAGCGUGCUCAGCUGUUUUUGCAGUCUUAGGGUUGUUCUGUGACUGUAAAGGUACUCCGGUGAGUGUUGGGAGGACGGCGGUGUCACUGUUUAACUGCAGCGGAAACUGUCCUCUUCAUAUUUGAAUAGCAAGGAGUCCUACAGGAUUAAUAGCGUUGAAAGCAUCACAGCCGGGGCGAUCUAAGCCCCUGCGUUACUGGACGAGGAGCAAACCCAGUCGGCAUCAUCAUGGCCCAUUCUCCCGUUCAGGGUAACCUGCCAGGGAUGCAGAAUGUCAGAGUGGACCCCGAGGAGCUGUUUACCAAGCUGGAGCGCAUUGGCAAAGGUUCUUUCGGCGAGGUGUUCAAAGGCAUCGACAAUCGUACACAAAAGGUGGUGGCCAUUAAGAUCAUAGACUUGGAGGAAGCAGAGGAUGAGAUUGAAGACAUCCAGCAGGAGAUCACUGUGCUGAGCCAGUGCGACAGUCCUUUUGUUACCAAGUAUUAUGGCUCAUACUUGAAGGACACAAAGCUAUGGAUCAUUAUGGAGUAUUUAGGUGGGGGCUCUGCCUUAGAUUUGAUGGAGCCCGGCCCUUUAGAUGAGACUCAGAUUGCCACAAUCCUCCGAGAGAUCCUAAAGGGUCUGGAGUACUUGCACUCAGAGAAGAAGAUCCACAGAGAUAUUAAAGCUGCCAAUGUGCUGCUGUCUGAGCAAGGAGAGGUAAAGCUGGCUGACUUCGGAGUGGCUGGCCAGCUGACAGACACUCAGAUCAAAAGGAACACCUUUGUCGGGACGCCCUUUUGGAUGGCCCCGGAGGUGAUCAAACAGUCCGCUUAUGACUCUAAGGCCGACAUCUGGUCACUUGGAAUCACCGCUAUCGAGCUGGCAAAAGGCGAGCCGCCCCACUCAGACCUCCAUCCCAUGAAGGUCUUAUUCCUCAUUCCAAAGAACAACCCGCCCACACUCGAGGGCAACUACUGCAAACCUCUCAAGGAGUUUAUUGAGGCCUGCCUCAACAAAGAGCCCAGUUUUAGGCCGACUGCCAAAGAACUGCUGAAGCAUAAAUUGAUUGUCCGCUAUGCGAAAAAGACGUCAUACCUGACCGAGCUAGUGGACAAGUACAAGAGAUGGAAGGCUGAGCAGUCUAGAACUACAGAGUCCAGUUCAGAUGAGUCUGACUCAGAACACGAUGGCCAGGCGUCGGGUGGGAAUGACUUUGGCAGUGAUGAUUGGAUCUUCACCAUUCGAGAGAAGGAUCCCAAGAAACUGCAGAACGGAGAGGGACAGUCAGGGGUGACGGACCAGACAAAAGACAUUCCAAGGAGGCCUUAUUCACAGAGCCUGACCACGGUCAUUUCUCCCGCAUUAGCAGAGCUGAAGGCGCGGCAGGAGCAGGUGAAUGGGAACCCCCUGGUCCUGGACGAGCUGAGAGAGGCCAUCCUGCUGGCUGAAGAGGCCUACCCUGGCAUCUCUGAUUCUCUUGUGGCUCACAUGGUGCAAAGGCUUCAGAGUUUCUCCACAAGCAGAAGAUCAUCUUCCUCCCCGUAGAGGUUGUCUCUCUACCCCAAACCUGCUCUCCCAGGUCCCCACAUCCCAUCAACACCCUUGCCACGUCAGAGGGUUGAACGUUGAGGGUCAAGUCAUUCAAUACCAGCUGGCUGCAUUUGACCUCCAUGUGAGGGGCGCUAACUUAGCCUGUUAUUUAAAAAAAACAAACAAAAAAGAGACUGAACUCCAAAGCGGAGAACAGAGACACUUUGCAGAGCUUCUUUAUCCAUUAACGUGAGAAGAUGUUUGGAAGCUGGGAUGGUGCAGCAAGAAGAAAAAGACUCAUAAUAAAAGCGACCAGCUGCAAAAAACAGCAACAGCCAAGUCUGUCCCUGGGCUUUGCACAUGUGAUGCUCCUCAUGCCUCACACAACAGCGUCUCUGCAUGGAUUUUGCUGGAUGAGGAGCCAAAAGUCUCCCUUGACUCCCUAAGAUGACUUUAGUCCCUCCCCAUUCUCUUAAUGCAGACAUCAUAUCCCCAAAACCUAUGAGAGCACGCUUGAUGAACCUGCAGGGAUGUUAUCCAAGUGUACAAGCUGUGUGUGUGUAUGUGCGCGCGCAUAUGUAUGUGUGUGUGUGUGUUGCGUCUAGUGUGUAAAACUCCCUGUUUAGGCAAAUUGCAGCAUUCUUAAAGAAACCUCAGGUAAAGUGCUUUAAGUGGACUUUGUCCUCCAAGGCAGGAGGGGGCGCCAUGCUGUACAUGAUUACAAGUUAUCAUUGCAGUAAAUCACUGUGUACAAAAUGAUUAACGCGCAUUUUGUAGAUACUGAUUAAAGAUAAAGUAGGUAUUUAAACAUCUCAAAGGUUACUCCGACAGAAAAUGCCUUGCCUUUUUCAGCUUUCUAGCAUUUGUCGCAGAUUUAGUUGGUUUUGUUUCACUCAUCUGUGAGAAUUGUCAGUGUUUACUUUUCCAGUGAAUGAGUUCCAGUGUUUCAUUUCAACUUCCUGCAGAAUCAUUAAGUUAACUUUGUUUAGAAGACACAGCCAAACUGCUACCUGUAUUCAUGUUUUUCAUAAGCUGAACAACUUUACUACAAGAAUAAAGGUAGUGGACAGUUACAAGAAGGAACCACAUUAAACCGAUAUCAUUUAAAGUAUUUUAUUAUUAUAUAUUUUUUUUUUGGUUUAGCAGUAUUUAGAAACUAAGGUGGAAAAGAGGAAAAAGUGGCAAAGAAAACAGGCAUGUGGUGGCUUUGGAUCAUUAUGGUUUGAUGACCUUUAGUAAAGAUACGGUUUUGCUGUAUUUGAACAAAAAUGAUAGGAAAGUUAUUCCUAUUGUAACGUUAUCUAUAACAUUUGGGGCUUUCUUUUGUUUGUUUUUGAUACAUCAGUGUAAGCAAAAUUAUAUAGUAUAAUCCAGCUAGCUGGCCCACAGUGCAGCAACAAGUGGGGGCGGGGCAUUCCUGCCCUAUACUGUCAGAGAAAACGCCAGAUGCUCUAGAGCUUUGUCUUAACUUUUAUUAAAGGACUUUUUACAACCAAGAAAACACUAUGAUUUAGCAGCUUGGAAAACAUAACUUUUUACAACCGUGGUUCCGGUAGCCGGCCCAUAUCUAACCACAGAGUUAAAUCGCAUCAUUUAUUCUGGCCAGAUCAGAUCAAGCCAACUGCAGAGUUCAACACCAUCCUUGUCAGCUUCACCUCCUGCUACAGAAGUGCCAUGCCCUCUCACGCUUUCACCAGUAGUAUGAUUUGCACCUUUCUUUUCCUUUUUUUUUUUUUUGUUCUAAUUUUCAGAUCCGUUUUGUGCACUUUGAAAGUGUCGCGUAUUUAAAGACUCCUGUAAGAGGAAGAAAAAUAGAAACAAAACCAGUUGCUAAUAGCCAUGUUUUACUAUAUAUGUUUACUUAAGAGUUCCAGAAUUUACUACUGUGCUGUUGCAGCAAUAAUGUUGAGGAGUCGCAUCAAGAUGCACUUGUCAAAACAGGGAUUGAGAAAAAUUAAGAAAUAUCUGAUAUUUUUAUAACGGCAAAGAGUUAAUUAAGUAUGGAAAUACAGAAUGCUUUAUGGAUAUGGGCAUCUGCCUCUGGCAAAAAAUAUCUAUACCUUUCAGAAAAAAAACAUUCUACAGAAAUAACAAAAUGUGUACAUUUGAUUUCCUUUAUUUUAGCUGAUUUAUUAGUACUGUAUAUAAUCUUUGCUUGUGUCAUUUGAAAAUUCCCAAGUUAAUUGUAAGCUUUUAAAGUGACAUGAGAAAUAAAGAUCUAAUGCUAACUGAGAA